This is a messenger RNA of Didymosphaeria variabile, 351 nucleotides long. RefSeq lists its product as uncharacterized. Gene Ontology annotation, biological process: proton transmembrane transport. The transcript is spliced from 6 exons. Gene Ontology annotation, cellular component: vacuolar proton-transporting V-type ATPase complex. NCBI's taxonomy places the organism in Eukaryota, Fungi, Ascomycota, Dothideomycetes, Pleosporales, Didymosphaeriaceae. The coding region runs from base 1 to 351 and encodes 116 amino acids. The record is from RefSeq and is a predicted model, not a curated record. Gene Ontology annotation, molecular function: proton-transporting ATPase activity, rotational mechanism.
AUGUCCGCCCAAAACUCCGCAGGAAUCCAGACGCUGCUUGACGCCGAGCGGGAAGCACAGAAGAUCGUGCAGCAAGCAAGAGAAUACCGCACGAAGCGAGUGAAGGACGCCCGAAGCGAAGCGCAGAAAGAAAUCGAGGACUACCGAAAGGAGAAGGAGGAUGAGUUCCAGAAGUUCGAGAAGGAGCACAGCUCUGGCAACAAGAAGGCUGAGGACGAUGCGAAGAAGGACACCGACGGCAAAGUCAAGGAGAUUGACGACAUUGGCAAGAAGUCAGGAUCCAAGGUCGUAGAGCAGCUUAUCGAGGCUGCCUCAAAUGCGAAACCCGAACCGCCACGAGGACGGGACUGA